AUGGCGGGUAAGCAGGUGGGCUGGCUCUCAGUUCUUAUACCCUUCCUGAACGUGCCCAACAGUUCCUGGCACAAAGUUCUGAAGGAUACCCCAGGAAUCAGCUUGGCCCAGCUCCUCCUUCCCUUUCCUACAGGUGCCCUGCAUGAGAUCCUGAGAGAUCUAAAACCCCCUCUGCCCCAGAGGGCUUUGGCUCCGUUAGGACUGGAGAAGCAUCCCGCCUAUCACCACCGAGCACAGCUGAUAUCAGGGAGGCCCCCGGAGUACAGGAAACUGGGGCCCAGGGAAAGCUCUGUUGAAAAAGGCCCCAGAGGCAACAGCAAACCAAGACAGCAACAAAGCAGUGCAGAAUUUGUGAGCCAUGCAAAUGAGCUGCAGAGUGAGGACUUUCUAGACCAUGCCAAGUUUCUGGACCAACCUCUUCCAGUCAGUGGAGUGCCUGUUAGUGCAGGCUGUGGUGUAAAGAGGGCUAAGUCUAAGAACCAUACCACCCACAACCAAUCAAGAAAAUGGCAGAGAAAUGGCAUCAAGAAACCUAGGUCACAGAGAUACGAGUCUCAGAUGCACUUUGCCAAGAAACACAACAAGAAGGGACUGAAGAAGAUGCAGGCCAACAAUGCCAAAGUCAUCAAGGCCCUGGGCACCAAGGCCUCCAAGGCCAAGCUCCUCAGGCCCAAGAUACCCAAGAUCCCCAAGGCCAGUGCCCGGCAUGCUGGCCUCAAGAGGGCCACCAAGCGUCCAGGCCCUAGGGUCAGCAUCAAACACCCAGGCCCCAAGAUCACAAAGACUGAUUCUAAGGUUGCCAGAACCACUGACCCCAAGGCCGCCAAGCCUAUUGACCCCAAGGCCACCAAGUCUGACACCCAGGUCACAAAGUCUACCGCCAAAGCAGCCAAGUCAGAUCCCAAGACAAUAAGUCUGAUCCCAAGGCAGCCAAAGUCCAGUGAUUCCAAGGCUGCUAAGCCUGCUGAGUCCAAACCCAAAAAUGCUGGGGCUAAAGCUGCAAGUCCCAAGCCUUCAAAAUAG
Messenger RNA from Dromiciops gliroides (monito del monte), 1023 nucleotides. Its product is annotated as histone H1.5-like. The record is from RefSeq and is a predicted model, not a curated record. Gene Ontology annotation, cellular component: cytosolic large ribosomal subunit; ribosome. Gene Ontology annotation, biological process: cytoplasmic translation. Lineage: Eukaryota; Metazoa; Chordata; Mammalia; Microbiotheria; Microbiotheriidae. Gene Ontology annotation, molecular function: structural constituent of ribosome.